Aphidius gifuensis is the source of this 1610-nucleotide messenger RNA. RefSeq names its product transmembrane protein 18 (gene Tmem18). The record is from RefSeq and is a predicted model, not a curated record. NCBI's taxonomy places the organism in Eukaryota, Metazoa, Arthropoda, Insecta, Hymenoptera, Braconidae. The coding region runs from base 289 to 780 and encodes 163 amino acids. Gene Ontology annotation, cellular component: nuclear membrane. The transcript is spliced from 5 exons.
GCAAGAGACAGACAACGUGUCAUCAUCAAAACAUGUCGGUAUAAAAUUUUUUAGUUCCAACAAUCAACAGUGUAAAGAAGCCACUAAAAUAAUAAAAAAAAAUUAACUUGAUUUAUAUUUUUUUAUAAAAUUGCAUGUGUGUAAAUAAAAUAUUUAUGUAAAUUAUUUACAUGUGUAUUCUCGUGUCUUAAUUUAUGCCGAAAAUAUAUUUUUUUUUGUUUCAUUUAUGAGUAAAAAACACUGUAUGAUAGUUGUCUAUGCAAAUAAUUUAUUAUUGUUGAAAAUAACAUGUCGACAAAUAAUUUGGAAAGCACCGAUUUAAUCGAUGGUGUUUGGCCAUUUAUAUUAACAAUUGACUGGAGGGAUCCAUGGCUUGCACUUUUGUUAGCUUUUCAUGUUGCAAUCACAAUGACUGCAUUUAUGACAAGAAAUCAUGCAAACUUCCAGAUAUUAUUAUUCCUUGUUUUAUUACUGUUAGUUUAUUUUUCUGAAAAUAUAAAUGAAAUUGCUGCUAGUAAUUGGUCAGCAUUUUCAAAACAACAAUAUUUUGAUUCAAAGGGAUUAUUUAUUUCGAUUGUAUUUUCUGUACCAAUAUUAAUGAACUGUAUGAUAAUGGUGGCAAGUUGGUUGUAUCAAUCAAGUCAAUUAAUGACAAAUUUAAAAAGAGCACAAUUACGACAACAAGCUAAAAAUCGUGUGGUUGAAGGUGAAAUUGAUAAUAAUUCUCAAAUAAAUACUACAAAUACUACAUCAAGAAAAGUAGCAACAAAAACAGACUAAAUAAAAUUAUGAAUAAUCUAGUCAAAUAAAUGAAACGAAAUCGAAAUUUUUUAUUACAAAUAAAACUGUUAAAUAUUGAAAAAAAAGGUAGUUGAUUAUGAUGAUAGUAUACUAUCAAAAAAAAAUAUGCACGAAUGAAAAUAUGAAUGGAUAAUUGAAUAAAUGAGAAAAAAAAAAAAUUAUAAUAUUGAUUAAAUGAUCACCAGGAUAUUAGAAUCAAUGAAAAUAAUAUUAAUUUUUUUAAAAUUUAAUUGAAAAAAAAUAUAGAUCUAUUUACAAUGAUUAAAAUCGUUUUAUUUAUUAAAAAAAAAAUGAAUAAAUAAAAGGAGGAAUAAAAUAAUUAUGUGACUUACUAUUUAUACAAAAAAAGUAGUAAUUUUUGUUUUUUUUUGUUUUUUGUUUUGUAAGUUUUUCAUAAAUUUAAACGAAGAAAAAAAAAAAUUAUAAAUGAAAAGUAACGUAAUAUUGAUUCUAAUCUGGAAAAUAAUUAUCUCAUUUAUUUUUUAAUACUAAAUUUGUUUUUCUUGCCUGUUAUUGUACACAUUCCUGUGGUUCAUCAACCUGGGUUUGUUAUUAUUUUCUAAUAUAUGUAUUUUUUUUAUUCGCGUGUAAUCAAAAUAUUAUUUCUAUAAGUUUUUUAUGAUUAAUUAUAUUAUCUUUUAGUUUAUAUUAUUAUUAAAAAGUACUUAUAUUACAUCUUUUUAUUUAAUAAUUAUUAUAUUUUUCAUUUGGAAGAUUAUCAACAACGAAUUAUUAAAUCGUCUUCCCAAAUAAAUUUCUUGUAAUUACAUGUACUAAAAAAUUUAUGUAAAUAUACAAUAAUAUAAAUA